Molecule: messenger RNA, 1236 nt
Organism: Manihot esculenta (cassava)
Lineage: Eukaryota; Viridiplantae; Streptophyta; Magnoliopsida; Malpighiales; Euphorbiaceae
Product: triacylglycerol lipase 2
Exons: 9
Coding region: 10-1236 (408 amino acids)
Biological process (GO): lipid metabolic process
Molecular function (GO): hydrolase activity, acting on ester bonds
Source: RefSeq, a predicted model, not a curated record
GAACACAAAAUGGCUAAUACUUUAACUACUUCAAUUCUGGUGGUGAUCCUCUUAAGCUUCUCAGGAAUUACAGCAGCAGCAAGAACAAAGCUGCACUUUAUGACCAGACAGGAUGUGUCUUUGUUAUCACCAAAUGAUAAUGGUCUCUGCAAAUCCAUGGUGGAGCCACAGGGAUAUAUUUGCCAAGAACAUAAAGUAACUACAGAAGAUGGUUAUAUUCUUAGCCUUCAGAGAAUGCCUGCCGGGCUGUCCGGCAAGUCAGCAGACAAUCCACCAGUUUUGCUGCAACAUGGGUUGUUGGCAGAUGGUAUAACAUGGCUAUACAAUUCUCCUAGUGAAUCUCUGCCUUUCAUAUUAGCAGACAAUGGAUACGAUGUGUGGAUUGCUAAUACCCGUGGGACUAGAUUUAGCCGCGGACACACCUCUCUUAGUCCUAAUGAUCCAGCUUAUUGGGAAUGGACAUGGGAUGAAUUAGCUGCUUAUGAUCUUCCUGCCAUGGUCCAGUAUGUGCAGCAACAGACAGGGCAGAAACUUCACUAUGUUGGCCAUUCCUUGGGAACUUUAAUUGCUAUGGCUGCCCUUUCACAAGGAAAGUUACUGAACAUGUUAAGAUCAGCAGCUUUGCUUAGCCCAAUUGCUCAUCUUAAUCAUAUUACAUCACUACUCACCAAAGUAGCUGCUGAUCUAUUUUCAGCUGAGGACUUGUACUGGUUAGGCCUGCGGGAAUUUGUUCCACAAGGGCAGGCUGCUGCCAAGCUUAUUGAAGAUAUAUGCAGUAAGCAUGGUGUGAACUGCUUAAACUUAGUGCAAGCUUUAACUGGCCCAAAUUGCUGUCUAAAUUCUUCAAAAACCAAAAGUUUUCUAGACAACACACCUCAAUCAUCAUCUACAAAGAACAUGAUUCACUUAGCUCAAAUGAUUAGGACAGGGACCAUAGCAAUGUACGAUUAUGGUAAUGAAGAAGACAACCUGAAGCACUAUAACCAAAGCACUCCUCCUGUCUACAAUAUGAAAAGCAUCCCAAAGGACUUUCCUCUCUUCCUUAGCUAUGGAGAGAAGGACUCCCUUUCUGAUCCAACGGACGUGGGAGUUCUACUGCAGAACCUUAAAGAUCACGAUGCAGACAAGCUCACUGCACUGCCCAUACAGGAUUAUGCUCAUCUAGAUUUUGUUGUAGGUGUCAAUGCUAAUAAUCUUGUCUACCAUUCUAUAAUGGUUUUCUUCCAGGGCAACUGA